Molecule: messenger RNA, 2710 nt
Organism: Girardinichthys multiradiatus
Lineage: Eukaryota; Metazoa; Chordata; Actinopteri; Cyprinodontiformes; Goodeidae
Product: interleukin-31 receptor subunit alpha
Exons: 16
Coding region: 84-2366 (760 amino acids)
Biological process (GO): cytokine-mediated signaling pathway
Cellular component (GO): signaling receptor complex; external side of plasma membrane
Molecular function (GO): cytokine binding; cytokine receptor activity
Source: RefSeq, a predicted model, not a curated record
UGCACCACGCUUGUGAAUGGCACCGAGCUGUGGGUGUAAGAUUUCCCAAAACCUACUGUCGUGGUUUCAGUCUCUCAAGCAACAUGUUGGGCCGUAGAGUGCAGAACGUUUAUUCAGACCCAAAAUAUUAUUUAUUGGGAGGCUAUUUGCACAUUCUCAUUUUUGGUUUGAUGCUUGUACUCUAUAUUCCAAUCUUCUCACAUGUUCAAGUUUCUGCAGUAAAAUGCAAGUCAAAGAACAUUUCAGGCAAAUACCAACACUGUGGGAUUCAUUCAGAUGGAGUCCAUAAUCUAGACUGUUUUGGUAAAUACAUGCAUGAUAACAAAUGUACCUGGGAACCUGGAAAACGUGGAUCAAAUAAAUCCUACACACUCAUCUUACAACAACCAGACAAACCCCAUUGUUAUGUUUCUUACAACAUUGAAGGAUUCAAUAAAAAGAUAAGAAUAUUUUCUCAUCACAACUUGACAGUGGAGGUUUUUGAAAUCUCGGAGACGACAAAUUGCACAAAGGCAGUUUUCAAGGGUUCACCAAAGAGCCUGGCUCGCUGCGACCCUCCAAAGGACGUGCUACUAAGUCGCCCACCGGGAGACCUGCAGGUGAACGUGAGCUGGCAUCCGGACGACGUAAAGUACAUUAGCAAGUUCUCUGUGAGAUAUAAGGUCCUGGGCAGCCACUCAUGGAAAAAGUCUGUGGAAUCUCAGUAUCCGAAUGCAGUUAGACUGGAAAAGCUAAACUCCUCACUAGUCUACGCUGUUCAGAUACAAUGUGUGACUAGUGACAAAUGCUCACAGUGUCCAUGGAGUAAAACUUACACUGUCCCAUCAGAACUUAAAACUCCACCCAUCAUUAUCAGCUCCAAAUACACUGAUAUUAAAGAGAUAACCGGCCGCCGGUUGUUUUCCAUAACCUGGAAGUUUCCUGUCAAAGAGCUGUGUGACGGCUACCGCGUGACCAUUUGGAAAGAGUCUGGAGAGCCUCCACAGGACCAGAUGACGACCUCAGAGCCUGAGAUCAAACUGGUUCUCUCUUACUCAGCUUAUCAGCUCAACAUCAGAGCUUUCAACAAUGUAAGCUUCUCUUCAGCUGUGACUCAUAUCAUACCUCAGUAUGAAGACACCAACAAUUCAGGAGACAGGAGGCUGAAUGUGACAGUCCACAACAGUACAGCAUUUACAAUCUCCUGGAGAACUGAUCUGAUCACAAUGUAUGUCUGCUACUCCGUGGAGUGGAUGGAAAAAGAGCAUUCAGCACAUUACAGAUCCUUCUUUGAGGACAGCGACAGCAACAAGACCUUAUCCUCUUUAUCAGAACAUUUGGAGCCUUUUAAGAGAUACAGCAUCACUCUGCAUCUGCGAACAAACAAGAACACCUGCAACAUGAAGUACAUCAACAACAGUGAGAGCACCUAUGGGACUACAGAGUUUUAUUACAUUGAAGGAUCUCCAGUCAGCUCUCCUGCAAACAUCAGCUUCCACAAUGUGACGGUUAAUUCAGCGGUGCUGCAGUGGUCAAAUAUCCAAGAGGAAGACUUGAGAGGGUUCCUGCUGGGUUACAUCAUCCACUACACUGAGUCUCACUACAGGGAGACAAGUACAGAGCACAAUAUAACAGUGGAUCCAGGUUUUACCAGCUUUCACAUGGAGAACCUCAAAAGUGGGACAGCAUAUCAGGUCCAGAUAUCUGGUUUCACAUCAGCAGGAGCAGGAAUCCGGAGUGUUCCAAGUGUCUUCAAAACAGAUCAUAAAGUAACUUUCAGCAUCAGUGGUGCAAUAACAGCCCUAAUUUUUGUGGCCUUCCUGCUGUUAUUCGGGUCUCCAGUAAUAAAAAGGGCAAAAGCCAUUAUGUGGCCAAGCAUCCCCAACCCUGGACACAGCAAUGCAGUGCAGAUAAUAGAGAGUCCCAGUCAACUGAAACUCCUUGUGGCAUUAGCAACUCUAAAAGUGGAGGAAUGGGACACAAAGAGUCUUCAGUUACUAGAGAAGGAAGCCGUGAUCCCGUUGGCAUCAGUGCUGCCACUUCUCAGGAACUGUGAGGAUGUGAGAGACUGUCCAGAAAUCACACAUACCUGGAGCGAGAUGGACUCAGACAGCGCGUCAGAAGAUAACCUACAUGAUGACACUUUACAGGACACACAGAGCACACAAUUCCAAAGCUCACCUUUACCCUUUGCAGGCGGUUAUACAACGAUGGAAAUGCUCCAUACCCUGAUCCCGCAGGGAAUGGCAGCAGAUAGCUCUAACACUCCAAGCAUCGAAAGUACCCCGGAAGAUUUGACCAUGUUAAAGUCUAUGAAAUUAGACUACAUGAGACAAUUUAGCAGUAGUCCUCCAUCAGACAGUGAGCACAUGUCCACUAUUUUGUGACAAAUGCUUUAUGCAGGACAUGUUUAUUAUAAGCUUCACUCAGUUUCAACAACAACAUUAUAUUUAGCUUGUAUUUUUGUGAAAAGCUCAACCACAAGGUGAAUAACAUAACUACUUGAGCUGUGACUACAGGAAAUAUAAAAGAUACAGUAUCUUAUGUCUUUAUUAACAAUGCCUUCCUGUGUGUGACUUAUUAGCCAUUGACCAUAUAGGGAUUUCUGAAACGUUCACACCUAUUAAAAAGUUUGGUGAGCUAAACAGAUCUCUGUGGAUUCCUCACCCGCUACAACAAAUCUGUCACACCAAGAUCCACACAGUGUAGCACAGUGUUUUUAUUUACUACA